Molecule: messenger RNA, 2908 nt
Organism: Hylaeus volcanicus
Lineage: Eukaryota; Metazoa; Arthropoda; Insecta; Hymenoptera; Colletidae
Product: zinc finger protein 2-like
Exons: 2
Coding region: 154-1746 (530 amino acids)
Biological process (GO): regulation of transcription by RNA polymerase II
Cellular component (GO): nucleus
Molecular function (GO): DNA-binding transcription activator activity, RNA polymerase II-specific; RNA polymerase II cis-regulatory region sequence-specific DNA binding
Source: RefSeq, a predicted model, not a curated record
CGACAUUUGUAGACGCAGGUUCACCCAACGCAGCAGCAUGAUGGCCCAUCGUCGCAAACAUCCUGGAAAUCACCCACCUCCUCCUCCUCUGAUUCUUCGCAGUCGCAAGAAUAAGGGGGAUUGAGUUUCUUGGGGGUCAGGGUGUCAACGAGCAUGGAAACAUCCGCACAGAACCCAGUCCGACCACAUUUUGUGGAAUGUCCCGGUGUGCCCGUUCUGGAUCAAGGUACAAGUGAUCAGUUCUCGAUUCAAAUUAAAACUCCCCCUGUUUCCGAUGACGAGGAGGACUAUAAUAAGCGUAGCGACGUUGAUAGCGUCUGCGAUGACGUUAGUAGUGAAAAGACACAGGACGACAACGACGACAGCGACAUGAACGACGAUCUGUACCUAGGAGGAGUGAAUUACCAUUCGUUAUCAUGUUCGACCGCUAGCAAAGUCGUCAACGACGUACCAAACGGAGUCAGCAGUGAUGCUUCUCCGCAAAUAAUCAAGGAAGAUUUCGUGAACACGGAGAAAACGGUGUUGGUGCCGGUCAGAGAUCCAGAAACGAGAAAAAUUAAGAACAUGCUAGUGCCCGUCGAAGUAAUGGACGAGACGGGCUGCAACAUAAUCAAAACCGUCUUGAUACCUGUUCAAGACGAAGACGGUACGAUGUCCUACGAGGUGAAGAAGGUCACCGUGCCGCUCAAACCCGAAUCGUGGGUAACGCCGCAAAUGAAAACCGAACCAUUGACGGUCGGUACGCCUACUCGAGCGAUCGAGCAGAUGACGGGAGUUAAACAACCUAAAGAAAAGAAAGAAUCGGUGGUGGAGGCUCGAAAGGGGAGCGAUGAGAAACCAGAGGACAAGAACGUCACUCAGGAACCAGAGAUAGUUCUGGAGCCCGACUCACCCAAAGGGGAGAUGGACCUGAUGCUGGAGAAACUGCGAACCGUUUGUCCGUUCUGUCAGAAGAGCUUCAUAGACGAGAAGGAGAUGGACAGACACGUCUUCCGCAAUCACAAGAAACCGUACCGCUGCAAACAGUGUUACCUCGUCUAUUUUCGCAAAGAAUCGUUCGAAGAUCACAUGAAGACCCACUCCGUGGAUUACUUGGAGUGCCCUUUCUGUCGUAUGAGGUACAAGAGCAUGUCUGGACUGAGGAAUCAUCAGAUACGGGUGCACAGCACCAUCGAAGCGAAGUUCGUGUGCGACCACUGCGAUAAACGUUACAGAUUGAAGAGCGACCUGGCUGUGCACAUCGAUCGCGCCCAUAUGGACGUCACACACGUCUGUAGAUUCUGUGGUAAAGCUGUCAAGAACAUCGUGGACCACGAGAACCAGCAUCGAAAGGCUAACAAGAAGGUCGACUAUCAGUUCUGUUGCCACCUCUGCUCUAAGAAGUUCCAAGUGCGCAACAGCCUGGACAAUCAUCUGUUGAUGCACAAGACCGGCUUCAAGUGUAAACAUUGCAAGGAGGUCUUCGACCGUCCAACAGCUCUGAAGAAGCACAAGCAAUUGAUUCAUGGGCCGAGCCUGGUGUGCUCGAUUUGCGAUAAAAAGUUCAACAACAGAACCAGCUUGCACACCCACGUGGUGGUCACCCACGCUGGCAUCAGGCCCUUCAAGUGCGAUAUUUGCGGGGAUAAUUUUACUCAGAGGCACUGCCUCAAAAAGCAUCGAAGCACGCACCCGGGACCUCUGCCACCUUUGAGCGACAAGACCUCCAUUGCGGCCAUAGCGAAGAAAAUUUUGCAAAAAUCUUAGUGUUUAAAACUGUCGCAUACUCGCGUGAAAUGGUCGAUUGAUGUUUACCCUUAGCGGUCCUAGGAAUUCUAAGCAGUUUGGUAUUGUAUUAGGUCAUCCCAUAAGUUCGUGCUGUAGACUGUGUCAACAUUUAAUAAAAAAAGACUGUAGAAAUUUUAUAGUGACGAUAUAAUGACUAUGUCAUAAAGGUGGGAAGAUAUUUUAAAAAAUUCAUAUAUUAAUUUGAGUAGCAAAAGUCACAGCAUGACUUGGGGUUGUUUAUAAACUGCGAAUUUUUUAAAAUUUUGUACUCUCCCCUCCCAUCACACUCGUCAUGUGUAAUAAUAUACAUUUUUUUACAUUUUCAUCCAAUCUUUUGUUCAUUCUCAAAUUUUGUUUAAAAAACGAAACACAUAAAUUUUACAAUUUAAUGUAAAUAAAGUCACCUUACAAUCCUGUCAACAACGUAAUUUCUAUUUGUGAAAGUAAUCGAACAUGUAUAGUCUUUUAACAGAUUAAAAACAUGGACCGCUAAGGGUUGAAAAUAUUUCGCCUUUCACCGCAUUCAGCACCUGCGAAGAUCGUUGUUAUAGAUUGAAAUACGUUGCAAUGUUUGUAGACUGCGUCUUGAUAAAAGUGUACGUAUAUGAAAUAUUUAUCAGACUUAAAUACCGGAAGAAGUAUUUUACGAACGCUGACAUGCUUUCGAGGGCAUUUCGGAAAUGAUCUAAGGUCUUUUUCGUGUCUUUUAUAUCUAGUGAGAUUUUUUUUUUUAUUAUUGUUCCCUGUCGGUGAUUAGAAAAAUGAGAUGAUAUUUCUGUUGCAGAGGUUUUCGUUGCGUCAGUGAUCAGUUUUCAAACCUGCGAUGCAUUUGCGCUCACGAUUUUUGGGAAAAUGUUUACGUUACGCGCGUGCGAGUUAAAAAAUGAGAAUCCAAGACUUCCUAAUUAACUAUUAUAACAAAAAGCAUAUUCCCUCGACAUCUUAACUGUCUCUUAGAGUACGUCAUAUCGUAUUAAAAAUAUGUAUGCCGGAUACACGAUAGUGGAUGUAUAUUCGUGUACAAGUCAUUAGUCUUCUCUCAAUGUUUGUUUUGUAAAUCACAUUCGAAACAUUAACAUCUUACUCGCUGAACAGUUUAUUAGAUAGACUAUGCUUUCAUAAUAAAAUCAACUGAAAAUCA